UAUAAAGGCGGGGCGGGCCGGGUCUGCAGCGGUCAGUGUUCGCUUGCUUGUUUGAAGUGAUACAGAUUGUGUGCAUCAAGUCACAGAGUGAGCUACAGAACCAUGGACAGCUCCCGUCUCUACCUCUUCACUCUGCUCAGCGCUGCUCUCUUUUUCCACACCAACUGUCAGGAAACCGAGUUAGAAACCCGGUCCCUGGACAAGGAAGAUACCUUAAACGAAAAGCAACUGAUAGAAGCCUUGCAAGAAGUUCUUGAAAAACUUAAAAGCAAGAGAAUGCCUUACUACGAGAAGAAGUAUGGCCAACUGCCCAUGUGCGACGCUGGGGAGCAGUGUGCUUUGAGGAAAGGUGCCCGGAUCGGGAAGCUGUGUGACUGUCCACGAGGAACGUCUUGCAAUUCCUUCCUGCUUAGGUGCUUGUAAUCAGACCUAUAAAAAGUCAACAUUUUAAGAGUGCUCAACGAUUUGAAUCUUCAAUUUGCCAAAAAGGGAGGAUAAGCAUGACACUACUGAAACCUUCGCCCCCUCCCCCAAAUUAUAUAAAGGCGUACAACUCUGAGUUGUGUAGCAGUCAUUCUUAACGUGGUGUGGAUGUGUUCUUGUUUUUAUUGUCAUUUUAAUUAAAAUGGAGAAAACAUUUUAAAAAAUGUGUUUUGAAGAACCAUUAUAUGUAUUAUAAAAUUGUAUUUUUGUAUUUAUCUUGUGAUGCAGCAAAUCAAUAAAACCAACAACGGUG
Molecule: messenger RNA, 736 nt
Organism: Acipenser ruthenus (sterlet)
Lineage: Eukaryota; Metazoa; Chordata; Actinopteri; Acipenseriformes; Acipenseridae
Product: cocaine- and amphetamine-regulated transcript protein
Exons: 3
Coding region: 103-423 (106 amino acids)
Biological process (GO): G protein-coupled receptor signaling pathway; adult feeding behavior; negative regulation of appetite
Molecular function (GO): neuropeptide hormone activity
Source: RefSeq, a predicted model, not a curated record